Messenger RNA from Dunckerocampus dactyliophorus (ringed pipefish), 2877 nucleotides. Its product is annotated as zinc finger protein 771-like. Bases 579 to 1811 code for a protein of 410 amino acids. The transcript is spliced from 2 exons. NCBI's taxonomy places the organism in Eukaryota, Metazoa, Chordata, Actinopteri, Syngnathiformes, Syngnathidae. The record is from RefSeq and is a predicted model, not a curated record. Gene Ontology annotation, cellular component: nucleus.
UCUCUGUGGCUUCAGCGGCUUGCACUCCGGCGUGCGACGUAUGAGCUAUCCAGAUAUAUUAUACAGAUCAGUGGUUUUAGGUACAUUAACUGUGACAGUACAGUCAAGCUGUGUAAUGGCACAUCGACAGAGGAAUUGAUCUGAUUGGUUCAUAUUUGUUUCUGAUUGUUAAAUCAGAUCUCUUAUCUUACACAUUCGUCAUAGCUACAUUCAAUGAAUAUGUAUAUAUACAAAAUAACAAACCAUUUUAUUUUUGUUAAAGAAAAACAAACACCCAAUACCCAAUGUCAAGUGGAAAAAAGCUACAAACCCACUGCGCAUGCGUCGGUGGCCAUGUUGGAUUACUGUAAUAUUUUCUAUAAAUUUCUAACGAAAUGAAAUGGAAAAUGAAGCAAGACGACGACAGUGAGAAGGCGUUUGUUUUCUUUUCUCUCUGUAUUCCGCAUAGGCGAGGAAUCGAUUAAUUAAUUACUGUUUGAAAAAAUAAAAUCUCGGCGUCACUUUGGAGAUUGCGGGGCUUGCUAGCUGCUACGCGGAAGUGACCAACACGUCGUUAAGUGUUGUUAUUGUGUGUGAAAAUGUGUAAAGUACAAAUGCUGAGAGCGUUGGUGAAUCAGCGGCUAACUGCGGCUGUUGAAGAAAUAUUUGUAGUGUUGGAAAGAACGAUAGCAGAGUACGAGGAGGAACUUUGUCGAACAAAAGAGGAGAACGAGCGACAACGUCGACUACUGGACGCUGUUUUGAAGAAGCAUAAAGUUGUGUCCUCCGGAGCAGCAGAUGUCAGUGAGGAACAUCUGCCCCCUGAGCAGCAGGAAUGGAGCUCCAGGAUGGAGCAGGUGGGAUCCCAUCCCCGUUAUGUUAAAGAUGAAAAGGAGGACCCCCAGCCCCCACACAUUAAAGAUGAAGAGGAGGAUCACAGCAUCAAUCAGGAGGGAGAGCAUCUUGAAAGCCUGGAGGAGUUCCCGGUGUUAGGUGUCUCUGUAAAGAGUGAAGAUGAUGAAGACAAAGGUGAAAGUGAGGAGAAGAGAGAGGUGGAGCCUCCAAGCAGCAGCUCAACUCAACACAUGACAACAGAAGCUGAUGGAGACCACUGUGGAGGAUCACAAGCAGACAACCUCUUAGCUCCACUAUCAGAUAGCGACGACACAACGUCACACUCUCCUGACACUGAUGAUGAAGACUCUAAAGCUGAUAUGACAUGUCACACUGACAACACACACUUUAAAUGCUCUCAAUGUGACAAAACAUUUGUUAACAAGGGAAAUCUGAAAAGACACAUGACAAAUCACACAGGAGAGAAACCAUUCAUGUGCUCAGUUUGUGGAAAAAGAUUCUCUCAGAAGGUACAUUUGACAGCACACACAAGAACACACACUGUAGAGAAACCUUUCUCCUGCUCAGUUUGUGGUAAAGGAUUUUUUCAGAAGUCACAUUUGCAAGAGCACACAAGAACACACACUGGGGAGAAGCCUUUUGCCUGCUCAGUUUGUCGCCAAACAUUCUCUGUAAAGUCAUCUUUGAUAAUACACACGAGAACGCACACUGGGGAGAGACCGUUUGCCUGCUCAGUGUGUGGUAAAAGAUUCAGUCAUCGUUCAACUUGGAUGAAGCACACACGAACUCACACGGGAGAAAAACCUUUCACCUGCUCAAUCUGUACUAAAACAUUCUCCCAUAAUCAUAAUUUGAUAGAGCACAAAAGAACACACACAGGGGAGAAACCAUUUCCUUGCUCAGUCUGCCAUACAUAUUUUCGUGCUCGUUCAGCUUUGAGUAAACACAUGAAAACACACAUUGGCGUCAAUGUUUAGUAUAAUAUUGAUGAUGGUCCCUGAGGGUACAUUCAAUGUUCUCUCUGUUGUGUAAAGAUUGUGUUGCAAAUCUGCAAAUGAAAAAAAUUCUUUCCAUCCUUGCCACUCACUUAUUUUUUCCUGUGCACCUAUAUAGAUAAUCUGGAUAUUAUAUAAUUAUUAUUAUUAUUGUUUGUUAUUAUAACAGAUAAAAGCCCUCCUACUCUCGACUGUGAGUGCGCUUUGGUUUUUGGUGAUCUUCCUCGCUAGUUAAUGGGGAUCGUUGAGCAAAAAUGGCACUCUCUCCCUGUGCUAUUUCAGAGGAUGUUGCAUGUGAAGUCUCCAUUGUCCUGUGAGUCCCUGCAGGAUUUCACAGGCUGUUUUGUGCGAUUGUUGUGGCCUGAUUUUGCGGCAGCUUUUUCAAAAGUUUGAGGCAAAAUUUGCAAUGUUUUUUUUUUUUCAAUAACAUUGCAUCAGCUGUUCUGUACCCAUAACCACAAAAAGCACAUGAUCUACAAAAAUAUGCUGUAUUUGUAUAAUUUAUAGUUGACACUAGAUUGGCAGUAAAAACACCUUUACUGAACCCAGUGUUUGGUUUGGUUUGGUAUUAGUUUAUUUGAACAUGAAGGUUACGAUGGAAUACAUCUCAUGAAUCAUUCUUUGACAGUUUCACAGUGUCAAAUUACUGUGUUAUACAAACAAACACCACCAAAGGUUCACUCAUUUUCUGUCGUCUGCUCUGACUUCCACAAGUUGCAGACGUUCUCCGUGCAUGUUUUAUGGUUAUAAAGUGCUUGUGAAACUUUUCUUUAUGUUCCAACACAUUUGCACAUAGUUGACCCCUGCUUUCGUUGAGAACAUUGGGGAACUGUUGAGUGUGAUUUAUAUUGGUGAUUUUUGUUGAUUACUGAGAGAUUAUCAUCACAAUUCCACAUCUCUUUCAGUGUAAACAAGGAAGUGAGAAUGUGGGUGUGUUGUUAAAUAUGUUACCCUACUACAUUACUCAGAAGUCUUUCCUCUCUAGGCAGGCAUGCUGUUGUCUGAGGUACGAGUGAGUAUGAGAAUUGUGCCAUUAGAGCAAUAAUGA